Messenger RNA from Archocentrus centrarchus (flier cichlid), 2516 nucleotides. RefSeq names its product endoplasmic reticulum oxidoreductase 1 beta (gene ero1b). The coding region runs from base 286 to 1755 and encodes 489 amino acids. The record is from RefSeq and is a predicted model, not a curated record. NCBI's taxonomy places the organism in Eukaryota, Metazoa, Chordata, Actinopteri, Cichliformes, Cichlidae. Gene Ontology annotation, biological process: protein folding in endoplasmic reticulum. Gene Ontology annotation, cellular component: endoplasmic reticulum membrane; endoplasmic reticulum. The transcript is spliced from 16 exons. Gene Ontology annotation, molecular function: protein-disulfide reductase activity; FAD binding; thiol oxidase activity.
GCCAGAGUUAUUUCUGUGGCGUUAGCUUGAUAAUAAAGUGGCCGCUGGCGGACAAGAACUUCUUAUGACAUGUCUCCUUUUUACAUGACGACUCCGCAUCUGUUGGAGGAGUCAGGAGUCCAGAUCUCCGUGUGACGGUCCUCGGAUAUCGGACUGCUCAAGUUUUACAACCACUGUUAGCCUGCGGACGAUCGUUUCAGCUAGCUGAAAACUGCUAUCAUUAGCCAGCUACUGUUCAGCUUUGACUUUUAGUGUUUCCCCACCGGGGGGCUGCCAGCGCCGUGAAUGAUGUGGAAAGUAACAUUGCAAACGUUUGGUGUUGUGCUGCUGGCAUGGUUCUUCGGGAACUUUGUUCUGGGCUGGUUUCAGCAGCUCAGCGUGAAACCGCAGACGCAGCACAGCGAGCGUCCGAGCGGAGCUGCGGACGGCCAGGACCAGAGCUGCUUCUGCCAUCUCACAGGUGUCCUGGAUGACUGUUUCUGUGAUGUUGAAAGCAUCGACAUCUUCAACAACUUCAAGCUCUACCCUCGCAUCAAGAAGCUGACAGAGAGAGACUACUUCAGAUACUACAGGGUUAACCUGAAGCGACCGUGUCCUUUCUGGCCUGAUGAUGGACACUGCUCCAUCAAAGACUGCCACGUGGAGCCCUGCCCAGAGAGCAAGGUCCCUGUUGGCAUCAAGUCAGGGAACUACAACAAGUAUUCCCAGGCAGCCAAUACAAUGUCGGACGUGGCAGAGUGUGAGCAGGCCAAAGAACUGGGUGCCAUCAACAGCACCCUGAGUAACCAGAGUAAGGAGGCAUUUGCUGACUGGGCGAGACACGAUGAUGCUCAGGAUCACUUCUGUGAGCUGGACGAUGAGACCUCUCCAGACGCUGAGUAUGUGGAUUUGCUUCUGAAUCCAGAGCGAUACACUGGAUAUAAGGGUCCUUCAGCCUGGAGAGUCUGGAACAGCAUCUAUGAGGAGAACUGCUUCAAGCCCAGAUCUGUCUACCGACCUCUGAACCCCCUGGCUCCCAGCAGAGGAGAUGAUGAUGGGGAAGGUUUCUACAACUGGCUUGAAGGUUUAUGUUUGGAGAAGAGAGUUUUCUACCGACUCAUCUCAGGCCUCCACAGCAGCAUCAACAUCCACCUGUGUGCCCAGUACCUGCUGGACGAGGGAUGGGGACGCUCAGUGUGGGGUCCAAACAUCCGGGAGUUUCGUCAACGUUUUGACAUGGCAGAGACAAAGGGGGAGGGCACCCGGCGCCUGAAAAACCUUUACUUCCUGUACCUGAUCGAGCUGCGGGCGCUCUACAAGGUGGCUCCGUACUUUGAACGAGCCAUUGUCAACCUGUACACUGGAAGUGCUCAGGAGGACGGAGAGACCAAGGACCUGCUGCUGCAGAUCUUCAAUGAGAUCAAAGCUUUUCCAAUGCACUUUGAUGAGAAGUCCAUGUUUGCCGGACACAAACUGGAAGCCAAAACAUUAAAGGAGGAGUUCCGACUUCACUUCAAGAACAUCUCCAGGAUCAUGGACUGUGUCGGCUGCAGCAAAUGUCGACUCUGGGGGAAACUGCAGACCCAGGGUCUAGGUACAGCUCUGAAGAUCCUCUUCUCUGAGAAGGAAAUCAAGAACCUCCCCGAGCACAGCCCAUCUAAAGGCUUCCAGCUCACUCGACAGGAGAUCGUGGCCUUAAUGAACGGCUUCGGCAGGUUAUCCACCAGCAUAUACCAGCUCCAUAAUUUCCGUCUGCUGUUGAAGGAGAAGAGGUAACAGGAGGCGAUGCUCCAUCUGGACAGUAGGCGUUGCCAGCCCACAAAAAUCAGCAACAGUCUACCUGGUGCUCAGAGGAAGGACUUCUGCAUGGACCUGAGGAUCAGCAGUGAACUCCACCACGCCCUUCUCCCCCAUUUUUUGUCCCACCAAUCUCCUGUUUUUUCCCCGCUCUGUAACAUCCUCCUCCCCCUCUGUCAUAGGUCAUGAAUGUGAAUUCUUCAGCCUCCUCUUGCCUUCAUCAGAAACUGAUUUUGGAAAUUUACACUGAUUCGUUUUUCUCUGCUGUUGAACCGUUUUCCUUGAAAUGUUUUUUGGAAUGAUGAUCCUGAAAAAGCAUCUGGUUUAUUUUGAUAUUGUACUGGAAGAAGUGAUCAGACCAAACCCUGAGUGAUGGGACAGACACUUGGUGCCUGGACACAGCAGGAGGCCACUGUCCAUCAGACCCCGCCCUCUGCUGACCUCACAUCCUGCUGUAUACUGUUUAAACCUGGUUUAAAACCUUUUUGUUGUGUAGAAGAAGGAAGGACUGAGACAGAACAUGUCUGUUUGUGUGUCUGAACCUGUCAGCAUGCAGCUGCCUGUGUUUUCUUCUCCUGGUCUCUCAGCUUUCUCACCGGCUCAUUUUGUUUUUGUUUUAUUGCUCUGAUGAUGGAACAGUCCGUUCAUGUUUACCAUCUCAGGCCUGAUUUAUGUCAGCUCACUAGAAGACGUGUGUGCGUGUGUAUCAGCAAUUGCAGCUAUAAAAUAAUGAACUAUGA